Ctenopharyngodon idella (grass carp) is the source of this 4202-nucleotide messenger RNA. RefSeq names its product phospholipase A2 group III (gene pla2g3). The coding region runs from base 1799 to 3412 and encodes 537 amino acids. The record is from RefSeq and is a predicted model, not a curated record. Lineage: Eukaryota; Metazoa; Chordata; Actinopteri; Cypriniformes; Xenocyprididae. The transcript is spliced from 7 exons. Gene Ontology annotation, biological process: arachidonate secretion; phospholipid metabolic process. Gene Ontology annotation, molecular function: A2-type glycerophospholipase activity.
AAUAACACACAUCACUUUCAAUAACAUUAAAAGUAAGGAACAUUGGCUUAACCCCACUCAACAUAUUAUGCUAACUUAUUUCUCAUUUCCAGAAUGAGUCUAUUUUCCAUGUGUCUUUCUUAAGGCUGUUUUGAAUGAAUAUCCAUUACCCUGGACCAAAGAAAGAAAAAAGUGCAUUAAAAAAUUCCAGCUUACCGGGGUUUUGACUGUAAUAGCGUAAUUGCAAUUAUUCCAAAUUGAGCUAACAGUCAGCGUAAGUAUUCCUCUGAGAGCAGUCUACCUUUUAGUAAAGUAAUUGUUGAAUGAAAACAUUUUUUAGCCUCUCGUUUGAUAGCAAUCUUGUAAUUUUCUUUAGUUUCCUUAAGCUUGUAUUUUUCCUCAUUUGACGGAUGUUAGAAUUACAUUUACCGGUGGAAAUACCACCAAUAAAACAGCUGUAAUGGUUAACUGAUUAGGACCGCAUCCAAUGGUGACAGGGCAGAAACUUUGUGCGAAUCAGGCGAGGUCUGCGCCAAUCAGUGCAGGUGGACACGUACAACAAACUCAUAUGACCUUUGCAUCCUCAUGUAAACACUGCAUCCUCCUGCAACUGUGCAAAUGGGUUCAAAAUGAAUACAAGCCAAGUGCCAAAUGCCAAAAAUUGACUUUGGCAGGUAUAUAAAUUGGCCAGGUGGCUGGUAACUUUGUUAGAAACUGAAAGACAAUAUAUGAUUUAAAAUGCAAUGAUAAUCUGAAUCUUACUGACAUGAGCAAUUCAAAUCAAAGACAAGAUAAUGAGAAUAUUGGGCACAACUUUUGAGCUUUAUAAUGACUUUUAUCAAUGUGGGUAAUCGGCGAGAAAUCUUGUUACACGUCAAAUAUCCUGGACCUUAAAUCACCAGAAGGAAAAAAUAAAGAAAAAAAAACAAACUAUUUUUCUUUAUGUUUUCAUGACAGGUGAAAUAUCACUGAGAGAAAGAAACUGACUGUAAGAGACACUACGGCCUGUGCUGUUUGUCAGUUAAUAUGCAAAAAAAUAUGCAAGUUGCAAGAAAAUAUGCAUGUGCUGUUGAUAUGCAAGAAAAAAAUCCAGAUAAAUAAUGUCAUUGUUUUAGGGACAUAAAUAAAUAAGCAAAUAAAUACAUUCAAAAUAUGGUUUGUGGCUGGUAAUUAACAUUUAUCAAUUUAAUUUGUUGUGCAGACGGCAUGCCAAAUAAAAAAGCACUUAACGAUUUUUAAUAAAAACUGAAUGUAGUAAUGCACAGAAUAAAAAUGCUGACAUAAUUUAAUCUGAACACAUAAAUGUAAUAGUUUUGGAUCGGAUGUUUAUUUCUCCUCCCACGUGGAAUUUGAAUCUUUUUGUCAUGUUGUACAGAAUCAUUUCAUUAUGACUAAUAAGAUACCAAAUGUUUACUGCUGAGGGCAUUGUUGACACUAAUAAAAAAUGAUAAUGAUCAGCCAGAGAGAUAAUUAUACUCAUGUGAACUCAAGAAACCGGGAGGGUUUACGAUUUAAUUUACAUCUUAUGUAUACAUUCGUGUGCCGACAUCUGUGCUUCUAAAUCUGUAUUUAUCAUAGACACACCCCCUUGUAUCAUCCCACCCCGUCUGUUCUGAUGUGGCCACUAGCCACAAUACAAGGAAUAUCACACAUGCGGAUCGGAGUAUAAAUAAGGAGGAGUUGAGACGCGCUCUCUGCCAGAGCUGAGGGGUUAAAAACCCAGUUACCCUGCAGCACCUCUGGCUAUUUAUUCAUUCAAGUGCAAAUUUGACUUAAAAAUACACACAAGUGUAGUGCAAUUAUUCUGUUUGCCAUAAAAAUGCAAAGCAGCCACCUUUUAAAGGCAGUUCUGUGCCUUUUCAUGCUGUUUCAUGCUUGUUUCAGUGCUGACAAUUUUAAAUCGAGUACUUACUGUAUUUGGACCAGAUCCACUUCAGGUGGGCAAACACAGUAUGCAUUUCUCCGGAGAACUCAGACAUCUCUUCUCUUGUUUGACAGCAUCUGGAACAAAAACAACAGCCUUUUUAGUUGCAUAACAAGUGAUGAGCAAUCUGUUAUUGAGAGUUACCUGUCCAGGUGUUGGGAAGACAGCUCUUUCUCAGAGACCCUUGAUGCACGCUUUGACAUCAGUCAGCUGAUUGAACCUGAUGGCCCCUGUGAGGCUGCUGGUAUUACGGAGGAAUUUACAGCAUCCGUACGAAGGGCCAGAGACCUGAAGAGUGUUAAACCCGAUGGAUCUGUGUACCAGGAUAGUGGAGAAAGUUCCAGACAGACACUUCACCGAUCAAAGCGCUCGUGGAUGAUUCCAGGGACUCUGUGGUGUGGCUCGGGAAAUAAGGCUACUGGCUUUACUGACCUGGGUAUCUUUGAGGAAACCGAUAAAUGCUGCAGAGAACAUGACCACUGUAAAGACACCAUCGACUCUUUUUCAUACAACUAUGGUGUCUUCAACACAAAUAUCUUCACUUUAUCACACUGCGAUUGUGACAACAGGUUCCGCCGCUGUCUCCUGGGUGUUAAUAAUACCAUGUCCAACCUUGUGGGCUACGGAUACUUCAACGUGCUAAAGAUGCGCUGCUUCGAGUUUUCUCAACGGAUGCAGUGUGCGAAGAGAACGUGGUGGGGCAUGUGUGUAAAUUCAGAACUUGCUCAAUACGCCGUGGUCAAAGACGCAGCAAACUACACCGACACGCUCCCUGAACAAGACAUGGAGACUCUGGAAAUGAGUUUCCAUCAAGCAAUCACUUUAGGACAAAACCAGGUCACCAAAAACAUGGAAGAAUCGCUUAUCAUGCAAUCCAAAGAUUCCAAGAGCAGCACUGAAGAGCCGAGUCCAGUUUCUACAUCAUCACCAUGGCCAUCUGUUACAACGCUGCUGUCCCGGAAAUCUGAAGCUUCCGUAGUCACAACAUACGCACCAAAGACAACAAUCCCCCAAAAUAAACCAGACAGACAACAUCAAGGCAAGUUUGAGAUGUGUGGCCUCUACAGGGAUCUGGAUUCAUGCCAUCUACAGAUCCCUGCUUUACAAGAGAAAUUCGGUUUACGAAACCCUGACCUGAGAACCCUUUAUCACUGUAACUGUACUGCCAGGCUCGUCCAAAAGAUCUUGUCGAAAGAACUGGAUGAAACUGACCCUGUGCAUUUGCUGUUGAUGGACUUUGUGUCACAAUCCUGUUUCACCCUACCACAGACUGAGAACUGUCUCAGUGGAAAAAGUUGCUCAACCCAUCCACCAGAAGCACAGCUCAUCCAACACUGGAGGAAAGACGUGGCAAGUGGACGACAUCUAGUGGACUUCAAGCGCAAACUCAAGAGGAUGAACCUCAAGCGCUCUAAGAGAAAAGACUCUCCAGUCAGAUUAUAUAAGAAAUGCAUCAGGAUGCACACUAAACGGCAGAGACCUCGAGUUCCUGAACGGAAACUGUCAUAAAGCCCAUUUUAACUCAACAAAGCAGAACAAAACUUGCAAUGGGAAUGGGGGAAACGUUUUUCUUCAUAACUCACAACCUGCAAAAAAUCUACAUUUUGGUGUAAAGAAUUUGUGCUAAAAUAGUACAGUGAAUAUAUUUAUAUCGAGAAACACAGGGUUAUAGUCGGCUAUUACAUUUAGCCUAAUAGGUCAGGGUGUUACGGUUACCUCGUUAUGGGGUAAUUGUUAUUUUACAAUAGCUGCAAGGAAUUAUGUGCAUUUAAAGCAAAAUUGUGAAAUCUGUCUACAUUAAUAAUUGGAAAUGGAUAUUCUGCCACACACUUUAGUUAAUGCAUCUUAAAAAUUCAAAAGCUAUAGAAUUUUCUUUCAUAACUAUUUUUAGAGCCUCAACCUCACAGCUAUGCUAAGAUCGACGAGCUAGCCAUAGAUUUCAAUCAAGUCGAACUUUACUCCACAAUCCAGAGAUAAACUAGAUAUAAGUUUGAAUUCAAACCAAUGCGAACUUUAUACAGCAGUAUUGAACAUCCCAAAAUCAUUUUCAUACCUCAAAAUCUGUUUUCCGUUAUGUUUUCCUCCUGAGGCGCAAUUCCCGCUUAUUCUCCUCAGGUAGAGCGGCAUGCAAUUGCGCAUGCGCCGAAAUGUCACCACUCUUGAGGAUUUACAAUAUGUUUUGGAUUCUGCUACCUAAUAUUUGCACUAUAUGUUAAUUAAUGCAACAAGCGAGUGUUGCAAAUGUAUGUACAUUUGUAAAUAACAUGUAAAUGAACUUUAAUAAAAAAUCUUUAUAUGA